UGGCGGAAGUAAACAAAAGAUGACGUCAGAACAUGCGCAAUUUAUAGUUCCGUAAUAUAUUUUCCACAGACAGAAGUCAGAGAAGACGAAAAUUAUGCCACUUUUCACCCCUUCUACGCCUUUCGACGGUGAUGUCGAAAAGGCAACCAGUGAAAUGAAUACAGAAGAGAACUGGGCUGUUAUAAUGGACAUAGUAGAUAAAGUAAACACCACCAAUGGAUCAAAAGAUUGUUUGCAAUCCAUUGCCAAAAGACUGAAUCACCGUGUCCCAUUUGUGGCAAUGCAGGCAUUAACGCUCCUGGAUGCUUGUGUCAACAACUGUGGUAAACCUUUCCAUUUAGAAAUAUCCUCUAGAGACUUCAUCUCGGAAUGUCGGACUCUGAUAAACCAAAAAGCCCAUCCUAAAGUAGCUCAGAGGUUAAAGUUGAUGAUCAAGAAGUGGGCCGAGUCUAAGGAAUUUAGAGAUGAACCUACGUUAAGUUUGAUACCAUCCUUUUACAACAGUUUGAAAUCUGAGGGUGUAGAUUUCAGUGAUCAAGAUGCCCCAGUAAAGAAGUCCACACAGUUAAGCAGCAAUCCCGAUGUUGCAAAUAGCCAACAGGAGGAAGAUGAUUUAGCAAAAGCAAUAGCCCUUUCCUUAAGAGAAUCAGAGAAAUCAACAACCAAGACCACAAGUUUGUAUCCUACAGGAUUUAAUUCCUCUGCUAUUUAUGCCACCAGUAGUAAACCCAAAGAAGUCAGAAAGGUUCGAGCCUUAUAUGACUUUGAAGCUGCUGAGGAUAAUGAGCUGACAUUUAAGUCGGGAGAAUUCAUUAGUGUCACUGACGACAGUGACACAAACUGGUGGAAAGGCUUCAACCAUCGAGGAGAGGGGCUGUUCCCCGCCAACUUUGUCACCUCAGACCUGACAGUAGAGCCUGAAGAAUCCAAAGCAGAAAAAGCUGUAUCAUUUAAGGAGGAGGUUCAGGUUUUGGAUUUUGAAUCCGAUGAAGUGACAAUUGAUGAGGGUAAGAUUGACGAGGUGUUACAGCUGAUACAGAAUGCUGAUCCCACGGGAGAAACACAGCCAGACUCCACCGAAAUGUUACGACUGGAGAACCAGUGCUCCAGAAUGGGCCCUCUCAUUGACACUGAGUUAGAGAAAAUUGACAAAAAACAUGCCAGUUUAUGUGAAUUAAAUUCUAAAGUGGUAGAGGCAAUGCAGUUGUAUCACAACUUAAUGAAAGAGACCCCUGCUCCUUAUGGCUACAAAACUCAACAUCCUGCUGCUCCUAUGAAUUACAACUUUCCCAGUCAGUCAGUGUAUAAUGGUCAACCCCAGUUUCAGCCUGGGCCCGGUCAGAUGCCACCUAGUACUCUACCACAGGGAUCCAUACCCGUGGGACAGAUGCCCUUACCCCAGGGAUCAAUGCCACAAAAUCUGGGCAUGAUUCCCCCAAAUGUACAGAUGCCACAGAAUCAAAUGAAUUCAUCAGUUCCUCAGCAAAUGUCCAUGAAUCCACAGAAUUACAUGCCACAAGUACCCAGUAGUCAACCUUACAGUUCCUCAUCUGAUUCAAGUAUGAAUGCUUACAAUCCAUCAGUUCAAUCCCAGAGUGCAAUGCCUCCCUCCCACAACCAAUCAAUGCCACAGCAAGUUUCCUCGGCCCAGAGCGGGGCCCCUCAACAGAACUUUCAAUACACAAUGUCACAAAUGGACGGUAGACAGUUUUACCAGCCUCCACCCCAACAACAGCCCCUCUUAUGAAAUCAGUGAUUCUGUCUUGUUAUUCACACAUUUUGUUGUUUUCAGUGUUACAUACAAACGUCUACUUCAUAAGAUACAGGUUACAGCAUUUCCGUGUCCAUGUUUCUUGCAUAAGUAACACAUGUAGUUGAGAAACAACUACAUUUAUAUAUACAUAUAUGUUUUAUAUUUAAGGUGGCAUAACAAUAUGUAUGUACAUGUAAGUUAUUUAUACUUGUACAGAAGAAUCAUCUUUGUGUAAAUGAACAUUUGUUUUAAAGCAUUUCUAAGUACAUUGAAUUCAGUGUACUUGCUGUAUGUGAGGUUAAUAACAAGAUUUAUAUGAGGAAGAGUUUAAAUCAGUGCAUGAGACGCUUUGAAGUUUUCUGUGUAUUAACGAAGUACACUGUACAAAUGUUAUGCAGCUGUUUGAAGCUGAUGUCUGCUUUUUUUUCUAAAUACAUGUUUAUGAGAAGAUAUUUGUUGGGGAAUGUAAAAAAAUUUUAGCAGUAAAAUAUUGCUUAGUACUUUUGUCUGUCAUUCAAGAUCUUCAUCCUUAAUGAAAAAAUUACAUUCUUACUGUUGGAAGAUGAAAUUGAGUAAAAAUUUUGUCAUAGGAUUCGCAGCAUUAUAUUUUAGAAUGUAUAUGGUGUAUGACUUGUGCAGUAAUUUCAUUUUUAUUCUAAAUGAUUCCUCUGUUUCAAACACCUCUCCUGCUUGGUACUUGGUUCAUUGAUAUCCUCAAUAAAUUAUUAUUCAUCAAUAAACACAAAAGAACAUGUAUUUGUUCACAUGCAGUCAGUUUUUGAUUGUACAUGUAAGUAAUUUUCACAUUUCUUUGAAUGUAUAUUGUAUGUUGUUAAUGUACAGGUACAAUGUAUGUAUGAUGGGGCAGAUUGUUCUGUCACCUUGGCAAGCUGUGAUACAGAUGAGUGAUACUGUAGGGAAUAUAGAUCUCGGAUACAAAAAUCAUAUGUAGCAUGUGCUUGUAAAAAGAUAUACUGUCUGCUUGAAAUGACUGUUUAGAAGGCUUUUUUUUUGAUAGUCUAAAAGCAACAGAAAUAUUUUUGUCUUGAUUAAUAGAAUUGUACCUUGAACAAAAAAUUAAUACAAAAUUUGAACAACAGAAGCUGUGCCUUCGUAGAAAAAAAACAACUUUUUUUAUACUUAAAAAAAAAAAUAGCUGAUUUAUAUCCAUAAGAAGUUGAUAAAAAGUUAAAAUAUUACAGACUUUCUGUAUGUUUUUUUUUUGCAGGCUAUUUGCAGCCAUUAUCAUUUUAGUCCUAUAGGGAUAUAUGUUGCAUAGAGAAGGAAUUAAUUAAAGAAAUUCCUUCAGCUAAAUAGAUUUGACCUAUUUCUAAAUGCCUUUGUGUAGAUGUUUAACUUCCAUGUACUGUACAUGUUGCUGUUAAUUGUUGUUCUGAGUAAAAGUUAUGAAUGGGCAGAUGUUUGACAUAAUCUGUAAUCUGGAAUACACAGUGAUACAACAUUAUUAAAGACUCUUCAUUUUUGAUUUACUAAUAUACAAAUAUUCUGACCAUGAAAAUAAUUGUGCAGGCUUGAGGAAGUUACAGCUACAAAUUAAACAGUUUUUAAUGAUUUGGACAAUGUUUUGAGAUGGAAAGUAAAUUAUAUUAUUGAA
Molecule: messenger RNA, 3368 nt
Organism: Saccostrea cuccullata (small rock oyster)
Lineage: Eukaryota; Metazoa; Mollusca; Bivalvia; Ostreida; Ostreidae
Product: signal transducing adapter molecule 2-like
Exons: 15
Coding region: 95-1747 (550 amino acids)
Biological process (GO): protein transport to vacuole involved in ubiquitin-dependent protein catabolic process via the multivesicular body sorting pathway
Cellular component (GO): ESCRT-0 complex
Molecular function (GO): phosphatidylinositol binding; ubiquitin binding
Source: RefSeq, a predicted model, not a curated record